Molecule: messenger RNA, 3787 nt
Organism: Ochlerotatus camptorhynchus
Lineage: Eukaryota; Metazoa; Arthropoda; Insecta; Diptera; Culicidae
Gene: cysu
Product: Curly Su
Exons: 8
Coding region: 260-2515 (751 amino acids)
Biological process (GO): response to oxidative stress
Molecular function (GO): peroxidase activity; heme binding
Source: RefSeq, a predicted model, not a curated record
AGCAGCAGCUAAUGAUCCCGUCUGUCCGUGGCCUGGCAGCGAUCAGUUGGCAGUUGAACUUCGUACGGGUCGGUUUUUGCUUUAAUUCACAGGCAGCAAAGUGACAGAAAAUGUUAAUUUAAUAUUCACGGUGCAUACGUGAACGAGUGGAAAAAGAAGUGAAUUUUUGUUAGUGGAUUUCUUUGGAAUCGGAAAGCUGAACGGAAAUUUGGCGAAGAAAUUUGGAUUCCAUCGGUUCAUCAGUUUUCGGGGGUUCAAAAUGGGCUUACCGGUGAUCAGGUUACUGGCAAUAAUAUCGACGUUCGUUGCAGUCCAUUCACAAUACCUGGCCUUCGAUCAGCAUGCUCCUGAGUGCGCCCUCUAUGUCAGCGGUCCUGCCAAGUCGUCCGCCUUCGACUACAACCUAAAUCUGUUCCGUGGAACGUCAGCUCCGGUGCACACCGAACCGACGUCAUGCAUCACGUUCGAUGCCAUCAACCAGGCCUACUUGGAUGCUCGCAAGCGCAUCCGCGUGUCUCAACCGAAGGGUGACUGGAAAACGGAAGAUAUCGCCACCGUCGGCGAACUGCUGCUGGACAUCUCCAUUCAGCUCGCCAGGACGUACGGCCUGUCGUACGAAGAAAUCGAAAAGGGUCUCCCGUCGAUCGAUACUUCGAAAACAUUGAUCCGCGAAGUAUGUCCAGCGUUCCUGUCCGGCGUCGAGUGUCGCCCGGGCAAGUACCGCCGUGUCGAUGGACUGUGCAACAAUCUGAAGCAUCCCACGUGGGGAGCUGCCAUGACUCCGUUCCAGCGUCUGAUCGGUCCACUGUACGCCGACGGUAUCAACGCUCCCAGAAUAUCCGUAACCGGCCGUGACCUUCCACUGUCCCGUGUCGUGUCCCGUACCAUUCAUCCCGAUGAGGGCUACCAUGACCAUGCCGGUACCGUAUUCGUCAUCGCGUGGGGACAGUUCAUGGAUCACGAUUUUACCCUGACCGGAACUCCACUGGACCCGAUCAACCGCAACGAUCCGGAAGAAUGCUGCAAGCGUCCACCUCAUCUCAAGCAUCCGUACUGUAACGAAAUCCGCAUCCCCGAUGACGAUUACUUCUACCGGCUGUUCAACGUUAAGUGUAUCGACUUCGUUCGUGGUUUCCCAUCGCCCCGCGCUGGAUGUCGCUUGGGAUCGCGUCAACAGUUCAACACCCUCACCUCGGUUAUCGACGGCAACACCAUCUACGGAGUCAACGAGAAGUUCACCCGUAAGCUGCGUACCGGCUACAACGGUCUGCUCCGCAUGAACCCCGUCUUCGCGGAAUACGGUCUGAAGGACCUCCUGCCACUGAAGCUGGACAUUCCGGAUGAAGGUUGCACCCGACCAAACAAGAGCAUGUUCUGCUUCGAAGCCGGUGAGAUCCGUGUCAACGAACAGCUAGUCCUAACCUGUAUGCACACCCUGCUGGCUCGUGAGCACAACCGUAUCGCGACGGAGCUUGGCCGCAUCAACCCACACUGGGAUGACGAAACUCUGUUCCAGGAAACUCGCCGUAUCAACAUCGCUAUCAUCCAGCACAUCACCUACAAUGAAUUCUUACCGAUUCUGCUCGGCAAAGAAGUGAUGGAGAAGUUCGGCUUGCUUCCACUGAAGGAAGGCCACUGGGAUGGAUAUGAUGAGAACAUCAACCCUGCCAUUAUUGACGCUUUCUCCGCCGCUGCCUUCCGUUUUGGUCACUCGCUGCUGCCGACGGCCAUUGAACGCUGGUCCAAGGCUCACAAGUUCAUCGCCUCCAAGCGUCUAUCGGAUCUGAUCCGUCGGCCGUACGAUCUGUACCGUGCUGGUGUGUACGACGAAUACCUGAUGGGUCUGAUGAACCAGGUUGCCCAGGCUAUGGACGACUCGAUCACCCAGGAAGUCACCAACCAUCUGUUCAAGAAGGAAGGCGCCCGCUUCGGUAUGGAUCUGGUGUCGUUCAACAUGCAGCGAGGUCGUGAGUUUGGCGUCCCUGGAUACAUGGAGUUCAGAAAGUUCUGCGGACUGCCGACGGCCGACACCUUCCAGGAGCUGUUCGGAUCAAUGCCGAAUGAGACCGUUCGGCGGUACGAGAGCAUCUUCGAACACCCAUCGGACGUGGACCUGUGGUCGGGCGGUGUGUCCGAGCGCUCGCUGCCGGGAUCUAUGUUGGGACCGACCUUCGCCUGUGUCAUCGCCACCCAGUUCAGUUACGUCCGACGUGGCGAUCGGUUCUGGUACGAGCUGCCCAAUCAGCCGUCAUCAUUCACCCCAGAACAGCUGCAGGAAGUCCGCAAGGCCAAGCUGGCGCGGCUCAUCUGCGACAACACCGAUCUGAUCGAUACGGUGCAAAUCUACCCGAUGGUGUUGCCCGAUCACGAAAUCAAUCCAAGAGUGCCAUGCAAGAGCGGAAUCCUUCCUACGAUGGAUCUAACCAAGUGGGCCGACUACGGUCACGAAUCUCACUCACCUCAUCAAUAUCAAUUCCUCAACGAAUUAAAUGAGAACGGCGGCUUCAAGAAAUAAAUUCGUCUGAAUCCCCAGCAUUUUCUCAGAGCCCACUGCCGUCAGCCGAGUAGGCCAUGCUAGAAAAUCAUGAGAGUGAGCGCGAGUGAAAGAAUUAUCCGAACUACGUCAGCCGCGAGAGGAAAACAAACGGGAUAGAAACCAUUUCAGAGAUUAUAAGCUAGAUAAUUCAUAUUAUUUUUAUUUUUUUUAAUAAGCCAAUCUACGUUUACUCACUGUUGUACCUUUUACCCUUCUAUUUUAUGAUUUUCGAUCGUCUCUUUCCUUCUUUCGCGAGAUUUUCGCUUAUCUGAUCUUUGUCCUCUUAUCGUUUCUCAUUGUAUUAUACACAUUUUAUUAUCACCAUGGCACCUGUGCAAACCACAAACCGAUAGUGACAAGCAAGGUUAUGUUUGGACGUUUUCCCGCAUCCUUCAUUCACAUUUUUCUCUCUCCAUUUAUUGAGUUUUUGUUUGAUAAUGUUUUAGAAAUUGUAUUUUAUGGAAAUUUCAAGCUGGAAUGACUUCCUUCCUUUCCCCCCGUUGAAAUUAGUUUCUAAGUUCUCCCUUAUUUUUGUUAUAAUUUUUUUUAGCGAAAAACAAACGAAAUUUUAGAACAACGAGCAUUUAGUACCAGAUAACCUGCUAUUGCACAAAAACGCUUCCAACUUCGAGUUUCGUUUGGGAAAAGUGUAGAAACUGUAAAUUUUUCACACUCACACAUCACACGCGAGGCGGUCUGGAGACAGCGGCCAGCGUUUUCCUUUUCGCCGAUGAAAACCAGUUUUCACGAUUGCGCAAAGCCCCCUGCAAACCUGUCUUCCAGUCGAUGUGUGCCGUCGUCGGUCACCAAUGGUAACCGCGCAGUGUGACAGUCGUUGUCGUUCGUUUCGCAGCCUUCUUUGAUGCGGCGAUGAUAAAAUUUAAUCGCGAAUGACACUGAAUAAGAGUGGCAAACUCUUAUGAUGGCGAAGAAAAAAAAACAUUGAACAUAAUGUUUUGUUGUUUUUUUUUUCUCGUAAUGAAAGACUAAACAUACCGGUUUCGAUGCAGUUUGCGUCCACGUUUUGUGUAAACUUUUUCAAUGACAUCAUAAUGGCGGACGACGGCUGGGUUUGGUGGCGAAAGUACAAAUGCUUCUACGCGGAAAAGGAAAUUUUCUUCACGGGCUUGUCGUUGAGAAGGAAGGUAUUAUACCUAACAUCAGUUAGAAGAAGUGUAAUAGUGUAGCCAUUUUCUCUCUUGUUUUUGUGUAAUAUUUAUGUAAAUAAUAAAACUUUUAAGUAACAUUAAA